Molecule: messenger RNA, 2130 nt
Organism: Gamsiella multidivaricata
Lineage: Eukaryota; Fungi; Mortierellomycota; Mortierellomycetes; Mortierellales; Mortierellaceae
Exons: 3
Coding region: 1-2130 (709 amino acids)
Source: RefSeq, a predicted model, not a curated record
AUGGACGAUUCUACAGCCUUGCAAGGCUUUGUUCAGCAGCAAGAACAAGCCCUUGCAGCAGCACUACAGCACCAUCAGGAACCGAAACCAACGCAAGCGCAGCAAAGGCAAGACACUGAACCACUACCGGACCAACGUGCUGAGGAGGCAGCCCAUCUAGUACAUCCUUCUUCAGCUGUUACGGAGGACCAUGCACUAAACCACAAGAAGGUCCUGAGCAGGAACACGAACAACCGAUCCCUGGACACUCCAGUCGGCAAUGGGGAUAGCAGGAAGCUUGUAUACGCUCACACGACGACAAUGACGACGACGACGACGAUGAACCAUGCCUUAGGGAAUGGUCAGCCCCAUGCUACGACGACGGAUACAAACAGCCCCAUUGCAGUCCAAGCCCCUGAGAGCAGUCAGAGAUCCGGCUCCAGGACCCCUACACCGACCACGGAUGCCGGCCCAACCACGAUCGCUACGUUCGAGACCCUGGCUUCUGUGAUGACGCCUGAAGCAGGAGUAUUAGCAGCGGCUGGCUCCGGUACCGUUGAUACAUCGAUGGAAUCGCCUGAGCAGGAUUCCUUCGCGUCGUCGUCGUCAGCAGCAGCUGUGGCGGCGAUAGCGACAACGUCAACAACAGCAACAACAACAGCAGCGUCAGCAUCAGCAUCAGCAUCAGCGCCGACGAUGGUAACAGCAACGACUCCAGAGGCAGGACCAUCAAGUAAUAACAGCUAUCACGGAUCGAUGACACAUUAUGCGCCAGCAGAUGCGCAGGAUCGAUAUGAGCAUUGUCCUGCGAUGAUCAAGUGGCCGGCGGAUGAAUGGGAGGCAUGGUUGAAUAAUGAGAAGGCGAAUUGUCGUUGGAACUUGAUUCGGUACAGACAUCGGGAUAAGCAAUCAUUCGCCCGUGGACCGACAGCUAGUGAAUGGACACGAGAAUAUCAAUGCGAUCAUGCUGGUCACUACCGGAACCGGAAGGACCCUAAUGUGGAUCCGAGCAAGAAGCGGAAGCGAUCAGGAAGCAUCAAGUGCAACUGUCCGGCGUUCAUCAAGAUGCGGAAGCAGUUUAUGGAGGACGAUAUCGUGAUUGAGUAUGGAUGGAGGCAUGAGGGGCAUAUACCCGAUGUGAUGGAAGAUAUCAAGGCUCAGAGGUUGCCACAGGACAUGAAGAUGUGGAUCAAGAAACGAGUGUAUGAGGGAUACGAUUGGAAGACGAUCAAGAAUAUGCUUUCCAAUGGAUCACCUUUGCUGGAUGAGUUGAACCCGACAACGAAGGAGAAUAUUAAACUACUGGCGCAGGCCUGUUAUGCGCAAUAUGCGAAUGUCGCCCGGCAGUACAAGAAAACGCGUGGACGAUCAACAUCCUCUCAAGAUUCAGAAGGCGCAAGCCAGACGGCAACAGGCGAUGAGGAUAUAUCAUCCUCUAACAGAGAUCACCACUAUCAUCAGCAUGGACUACAGGUCGCCGUUUCCUCCUCUUCCUCGACAUCGCCAUCUUCACAAGCUCGGGACCAUCGGAUCCGAAAGGACGCCAACGGUACUGACGCAGAGGCUUGGAGACUGAUGAGCCUGGAAAGUGCGGAUAGCAGCCACGGUGGUCAAACGCUAGCGAUUCCUUCGACAUCUGCAGGUGCCGGUGAAGCGAACGGGGCCGGGGCACAGAGCCAUGGCCAUAGUCAGCUACAGCAACAUGUUCUUGCGCUCGGAGAAUCAAUACUGGCAGCGACGACGGCAGGGAGUGCUCAACAGAUGGCCGGUCUUUCCCUUGUGGGUGUUACAGCAGCAACGACGUCCGCAAUAGUGACAACGAAAAAUGAGAGGGAGGUGGUACAUACACAGCAGGUUUUGGGAACUCCGGGAACGAGCGGUGAAUUGUAUGCACCGGCGACACAAACUCAGCAGCAACAACAGCAGCAGCAACAACAACAGCAGCAACAGCAACAGCAACAGAAGCAAGCGAGACAACCACGAGAGAUGAUGCUAGAGAUGUUGAGGGCAAUUGGGGAGUUGCACAAGCAGAUGGAGACGAGCGAGGAGACUGUGACGCAGGAGGAUGCGAUCCAAAUUAUAGAGUCGUUUGCAUUACCGGUACGGUUGAUGAAAGAGGCCCUGGAGCGAAGCAGUGGUGCGCGGUUCUGA